Messenger RNA from Linum tenue, 810 nucleotides. The record is from the annotation of a GenBank genome assembly. NCBI's taxonomy places the organism in Eukaryota, Viridiplantae, Streptophyta, Magnoliopsida, Malpighiales, Linaceae.
AUGAAGAAGGCGAGCAAAGGGAGGCAGAAGAUCGAGAUCAAGAAGGUGGAGAACGACCCCCACCGCCACGUCACCUUCUCGAAGCGGAAGAACGGCCUCUUCAAGAAGGCCACGGAGCUCUCCACCCUCUGCGGGUCCCAGCUGGCCGUCAUCCUCUUCUCCCAGCACCACAAGGUCUUCUCCUGCGGCCGCCCCGACGUCGACUCCGUCCUCCGCCGCUUCGAGCUCCACCACGCUCGCCGACGUGGCGGCCCACUGCUCAACCCCACUCCCCCUCAUCCUCAUCUUCUUCACCAUGAUGCUAUUAACAACAUUAACAAUAACAACGUGAUUAGCGGUAAUGAUCAUGGUUUGGGGAUUAGCGUGCAAGAGCAGGAGUACGUGAAGUCGGUGGAGAGGCUGGAGGAAGCGAAGAGGCUGGUCAGCGAGUUGACCAACUUUCUCGGUCAUAAUAAAAAGAAGGAUGGUCGUGGAGUGGGUCCCGUGCCAGCGGCCUACGUGGCGGAAUCGGCGGCGGGGGGAGGGUUUUGGUGGGACAGGUGGAGGGUGGAGGGGAUGGAGGAGAAGGAGGAGGUGCAGUGUUACAAGGAGGCUGUAACGGAGCUGAAGAGCAGAGUGAUGGCGAGGAUUGACGCAAUGGCGGCUGGCAACUCGGCGGCGGAGUCGGGGAUUAUUACGGAUUUUAUUCUGAAUAAUAAUCACUUUAAUCAUGGUCAUCUUCAGCACGGUAAUAAUGAAGUCGGCGGCGUUGGCGGCGUGGUGGAUGUGAAUCCUGCUAUCUCCAUCUCCAUAUCGUCUCCUUCCUCGUGA